Messenger RNA from Somion occarium, 8332 nucleotides. NCBI's taxonomy places the organism in Eukaryota, Fungi, Basidiomycota, Agaricomycetes, Polyporales, Cerrenaceae. The record is from the annotation of a GenBank genome assembly.
AGGAAGAGCUUGUCAAGCGGUGCGCGGGGGCGUUCAGUUCACUCAACACUACUGGCAAGCCUUAGUCCACUCUUUCACUGCCAAUAUCUCAUUUCAACUUCUAUCACUUUGUGUCGACGUUGAAUGCUAUUUUUUUUUCUCUGUUUUGUUAUCAGGAUUGAGUUCCAACUAACAUCCAUCUUUACAUAUUCGGUAGAUUCGAGAUCCAACUUUAUUGCUGUGUCAUAGACGAGCAUAGACGCCGGAGCCCUCGGAUACUGCUUUAAGGUAUGUUUUGUCACCGAUUUGGGUGAAAGGGCAAACCAAAGCUUGACGACAUACUUCUUCAACUGUCCAUUAUCUUCCAUGUACGACAUUUAUCACGACCUUUGACGACCUUGCAUCCAGCUCAUGGAGGCUCCACAAACUGCCUCUCCAAAUCCGCCACCGUUCACGAGUUCGUCUUCUUCAAGGUCGCGUAGCAGCACCAAGUUGGACGAUGUAACUAGCCUGACAUCCUUCAACCCAUUUGCCGAAGAAGAUGAGAAUGAUCAGUCAUCAUAUGCCCUAGUAGCCUCUCUGUUCUCUAGGGUGAAGAACUCUCUUGCAGCACCGUUGUCUUCAACGGUAUCAAGCAACCUUCCUCAACAUAGUGCUCCGCAGGCGCCCAAUACUGCGUAUGCUUCUGAGCCGAGACGACCGUCUUUACAAACAUCUGUGUCCGGCAGUUCUAAUAAAUCUAAUGGUGAACGCCCAACGUCUUUGAGACUGAACUCCGUCAAUCCUGCCCCUCCCUUGGUCUCACUAACACCUGUGAGCGGGAAGGAGCUUACUUACACCGAUUUCGAACGCACACCCUCAAAAAAUGGAUUGUUCUAUUCGCCUGACAAUCCAGACGGCAGUUAUGGCACAGCCAUACCAGGCUUUCCUAUCCAGGACGAUGCCCGUAGUAUUCGGACCACCGCCAGUGUUAGUAUUCAUCGGUCUGCUUCUGCAUCGAAAGCAAUCCGUCGACUACAUGGUGAGGGUUUGUCCCGCGAGUACUGGAUGGACGAUGCAUUAUGCAAUGAAUGUUACAUGUGCAAGUCGGUGUUCACAGCGUGGCGGCGAAAACAUCAUUGCAGGAUAUGUGGUCAAGUGUUCUGCUCUAGAUGUGCUUCGAUGAUCAUCCCGGGAACACGUUAUGGCCAAGAUGGAAGGAUACGAGUCUGUAAUCUUUGCAAAUCCAAGAUGCUUGACCCUGAUGAUGAGGAUGGCGAAGAUGACCGUCGAUCCAUCAUCUCCAGCGUCACCUCCCCUUUCGCUGCACAUCAAUUUGGGUCUGAGCCUCGACCACUGACCCGAACCCACCUUCCACAAUCACCAUUUGCAGCAUCCCAAUUGUUUGGACAGAGUGAUUCCUACAGCCUUUUCUCUAUCGCAGAAAUGAGACGACCUUAUUCCGGUUCUGACGAGAGUGGCUUUGUAUCCAGACCGCUGACUCCAGCCGACAAUGGACCUGACAGUCAAUACGGUUUCCCUGUACCGUUUCGUCGUGCCAUUUCGGACGACGACCCUGUUUCCUUGGCUGACCGGUUCAGACACGAUCAUUCGCCAGCAAACGGCUCCAAGACACCAGUAGAGUUCCCUCUUACCGUUCCUGUCGAGACGGAGGGGCAAAGCACCAUUGCGUUUCCCCUUAGCUCGUCAGAACAGGCCUUUGACUCUGAAACACCUGGGAUGCCAAGGUCGAGGUAUAACUCUUAUGCUGACUUUGACGGGGCUGGUGGCUCUCGAAGCCGUGUUCAAAGUCGACUGGAUAAUUUCGGUGAACCUGGCUGGCGUGUAAGGCGAGAGAGCACUGCUUAUGCUCAGGAACUUAACACAAUAUCCAUGUUCCAUCUACGCAUCAUGCUCCGGCAGCUACUCACUUCACAGAACAUUCCAAAUGUUAAAGAGUGGGAGGAGAUACUGCUUAAACUCGCUCUUCGCAUCGCACGAGAAUUAACUUUCACUGCUCAUCCUAACCGACAAGGUGCAGAUAUGGAUGUCAGACGCUAUGUCAAGAUCAAAAAGAUUCCCGGAGGAUCUCCUUCUGAUUCAGAAUACGUUGAUGGUGCGGUUAUCACAAAGAACAUCGCGCACAAGAAAAUGGAUCGAGCUGUCGGCAAUCCUCGGGUCAUGCUCGUUACCUUUCCACUGGAGUUCCAUCGCAUCGAAGGGCAGUAUAUGCAUUUUCAGCAGCUACUGUUGCAGGAGAAGGAGUACCUUGGCAAUCUUGCUAGUCGUAUUGCCGCUCUGCGCCCUACUAUCGUCUUGGUCGAGAAACCAGUGUCGAGGAUAGCACUCGAAGCUCUCACUGCCCGCAAAAUAGUCGUGGCCAGGUCCGUGAAGCGGUCCGCUAUCCAAUGUGUUGCUAGGAUGACACAAGGUGAUAUUCUCAAUUCGAUAGACAAGUUGGCCAUGGAACCACAUCUUGGUCGCUGUGCUCGAGUGCGUGUACAGACAUUUGAUCAUCCACUUAUCCCUGGGCGAAGGAAGACCUAUAUGCGGUUCGAAGGAUGCAAUAGGGAAAUGGGUUGCACGAUCGUUCUCAGAGGCGGGGAUUUGAACGUGCUGAAGCGCAUCAAGAAAGUCACUCGCUUUCUGGCAUUCACCGUUCGUAAUCUUCGUUUGGAGACACAUUUAUGGAAAGAUCUCGUCAUUUCCCUACCCAGUCUUUCCAAGUCAGCUACCCCGGCGCUAGUAGAUUCUUCAGACUUGUCCGAACAUGAGAAGACCAACAAAGACAUCCCAUCAUCUACUACAUCUGUUACGCAGCUUGCGGACUCUCCAAGCGCCGAAGCGAAGGACAUCUUUGCGGAGAAGUCUCAGUCUUAUACGGCCAUUGACGACUUGCCUGACGAGGAUGCAGAGCAGCUGCGGUUAUCUCACCGUAUCCGUGAGUCAAUCGAGCCUUAUGAGAAGACUUUCAUUUCUGUCUCGGCUACUCUCCGGUUCCCCCCUCCAUAUCCCAUCAGGCGCAUGAAGGAAUUGGAUGAUGAAUUGAAGCGAGCGAAGCAGGAGUACGAGGACGAUCUCGUUCGCCGCGGGGAGAAAGCCGAGAGUCAGUCCGAAGAGGAGGUGCAGACUCCUGCUCCUUUGAUCCAAGCCGAGACGAAUGAAGACGUUGCAGCCCAGAUUGAGUCCCUGCCUAUGGUCGAGCCACCUGCGACUCCCACUCCGGGUGGUACUUCGACCAAUCAGGAUCCACCGAGUUACUUCGAUGUUCCUCAACCGAUUUGCUCCCAAGUGCUGGAUGGAACUGUUGUUGCAUCCCCCUACCCUCGAAGUCCACGCCCGCCACCUGAGGUUCCAAUCGAGGUUACUCAAGACAAGGAUAUCCGGCUUCAGAGCCGUCUGGAUUAUAUUAAAUGGCUUCACACAGAACAACGGCGUAUCUGGGAGUGGUACCUGAGGAAGAAUGGAGAUGAUUUUGACGUCGAAAAGUACCAGUGCAUCAGCCUUUGGGAGUUCACUUUGCCCAUCGAGGAGUUCGGCCUACAUCGUGCCUGUUUCCCUCCACGGCUCCGAUAUAUCACAUUCUAUGGCGAGAACGAUUGUACGCUUGGCCAAUUCAUCGAAAAGUCCGUUAUGGAUACCUUGCGCCAAUUCCUGGAUCCAAGGGCCAUCUGUGAUGGGAAAGGAUGUGGUCAACCCAUUGCUCGACAUUGCAAGGUUUUCGUACAUAACGAGACUAGAUUAUUCGUCGCUGUCGAGCAGUGGGACGGUCAGAUCACCGAUAACGCUCAUCUCAUGACCUCUCCGGACACUAUCGUUACCUGGAGUGCAUGUCGUAUCUGCGGAAAUGCCACACCAUUCAUCCCUAUUUCGGAGGAGAUGCAAAGAUACUCAUUCGCGAAGUUCCUCGAAUUGCACUUCUAUCCCGCAGACGUCCAAUUGGUCCCAGGCGCGGGUUGCGAACAUAACAUCUAUAAACACCACAUUCGGUUCUUCGCUGUAAAGGGUAUGACGGUGCGUUUUCAAGCGGAUCCCAUUGUCAUGCACGAGAUUGUAUAUCCACCCAUGAAAAUUCGCGUCAAGCCUGAAAGCCAACUUCACAUCAAGAACGACGACUUCUUCCAACUGCACAAGAGGAACCAGACGUGGUAUGCGGCACUCAUAGACGACCUCAAGCUAAUCUCUAUCGACGCAGCGACAGGCGAUGAAGAGGCGGACAAAAAGUUGACUUUCCUCAUCAACUCCUUGAUCCAGAGAGCUCAGCGCGAGAUAGUGGAACUUGGGGUGACCAUCAACCGGAUUUAUCAAAGCACAUCGCACACGGAAACCUUAGCUCUUAAUCAAGUGCGAGCUCAACGGCAAGAUAUGAUUGUUGCUUGGCAGCAGGACUUCGACAGAUUACCAAAGCCCAAGCAGCUUGACAAGAACUCUCGAAAGCCUUCUGCAUUUGGAUCGGUGCGCUCGAUAUGGCCGAGGAAGUACGACUCCGUUUACGAUCAACACGUUUCUUCGACCAGCAUCACAGAGGUGGAUGAUCAUGGGAUUGUAAUGAGGAGAGUGACGGGCGACUCGUUCACCUCUACCUCGUCUGCGUCCGACGCUGAAGCUUCAGAGAGCGAACAGUAUCUUGCCCAUGUGUUGGACAUCGCACUUGGUGUUGAUCCGAACAUAAUCCUUAACAGGCCACCGCCUCCGCGUCCCAAAGUUCCUGAAGAUACCUCUUCCAAGUCAGACCCAGAGAGUGACUCAACCAUUGGUGCUCCUCGUGGUACGAUCACCGACAUAACGAAAGAUACACCAGAAGAAGAAGAGGCGCAAACAAGUACGGCUGUGCCGUCUGGUCAACUAACAGAUGUUCAAGAAGGCGAUCUCGAACAGACUCUGAAACCUGCUUCGAGGUUGCGUCGCCCUGCGCAAUAUCCGAGCGUCGCAGAGAUGGUGAAGAAAUACCAAGAUUUCAUCCCCGCUCGCGGAGUCGAGGAGUUGACUAAGACAGCAUUAGCUCCAGGUGUCCCUGUAUCAGAGAGCGAACAGGAAAGUACUCAGACCGUUUCAGGAAAACCACGGAACCGGCAAAAGAAUCCAAGACAGACACUCAGCAAGAGAUCAUCCGUGUCCGACUUCGAGCAGAGCUACGCCGCCAACAUUGCUCCCCGGUACAUCGUCCAUCCUCCCACGAGGCGUUGGGGAGCAUAUGGGACUGGUAGUCGUAUUCCCUGUCCCGUUGGUGCCUCCUCUGUUGAGUCGCAUCCUCCUUCACGCCGAAGUUCGCCUGACAAGCGACCCUCGUUUGGGCGAACCGAAUCAACACCCAGAACGGGUCGCCAUUCUCCACCAAGCGGAAAAACUCAGCCGGCGGGCCCCUUCGUACCCAAAGUGCACCGGUUACAGCAGCCUCAGCGCGCGGUAGGCAGAGAGCGAACAAAGAAUAUACGUCAGAGCUAUCCAGGCAAUGCUAGUGUUCCAGGAAACAAAGCCACUGUUAAGAGGAGUUCUGGAGGCACUGCCAACAAAGUUUCUAAUAUUACGAAACACUUCGAGCGGAUUAACAAGGACAAUGAACGGGCCAGUCGUCGGUACUCCGUGAUUCGUGGAAGACGAGCACGACCGGUUGCCACGGCACGUGCUAAAGUCGAGAUCCUGGAAAGCAUCAAGGACGCUAUCAAUGACGAAGAGGAUUCGGAAGGCUCAGAUUCUAGCGAGGCAGACGAUGAGGGAGGUGAUGAGGAAGAAGCCUCGCAACCACCUAAGCAAGCAAGUCCAGAACGUACAUCGGCUUCCUCUGAGCAUGUGCCAAACGGUGAAACAAAGGUCGAUGUGAAAGAUACGGUUUCUCAUCCAGCACUGCAGCAGGAGAGUGCAACACCUCCGGAAACCAAAGAUAUUUCACGCCUUCAGCCGCCAACGCCAGCAGAAGCAGUAAUCCCGUCAUCUGCGCCACCCUCGGUACCAGCUUCACCAGCCAUGGCACCGAUCGAGGGUAUAACAUCAUCUAUCUCACCACCUCCAGAGAUUGACAUAGGACCCUCGGGCAACGAACGGAGUUCUAGUCUACUCAAGGCGCUCUCUGGCUUCUGGCCUAAUCAACCUCCUCGCCAUGAACAGGACGAUAUUAUGGCAGAUCCGGAACAUAUCUUCCGCGACUCUUCCAUGGUCGUGCGCACGGACGAACCUACUUCUAUUAUUGCCUUAGCAUUGAAUUCCCCACAAUACCGCGACUUGCUGGCCAAAUCUCGUGCAGAGAAACGUCUGGCAAGGGAGGCAAAGAUUACAGAGGGUGGCGAAGCGUUCAUGCCUGAUGAUAGAUCAGUAGCAGAAUCUACAUCUACAUGGGGUGUUGUCAACGUUGAUUCGAAUGAUGGUGCGGACCCUACGGAAGAGUUACGCGUGCCCUCGUCAAAGCUUCCGUGGGCAAUUUCAUUCGAGAGUGGAGGUCUUACCAUCAGUUGUACAGUGCUCUAUCCGGAGCAGUUCGAUGCGUUACGCCGAACCUACGACUGUGAGCGCAGCAUGGUUGAGUCCCUUGCGCGAUGUAUCAAGUGGGAUGCGAGUGGUGGAAAGUCAGGUUCGGCCUUCUUGAAGACGCUGGAUGACCGAUUCAUCGCGAAGGAACUCUCGAAAGCAGAGCUUCAAGCCAUGGAGACCUUCGCCCCGUCAUACUUCGACUACAUGUCAUCUGCCGUCUCUGCUAACCGUCCUACUCUUUUGGCCAAGAUCUUUGGUUGCUUCAAGAUCACCUUCAGGAAGACUCACAAGGACAAGAGCAGUAAGACCAAGCUGACCCAGAUGAACUUGCUGGUCAUGGAGAACCUUUUCUAUGACCGAACAUUCUCCAAGAUCUAUGACUUGAAGGGCUCAACACGAAAUCGACAUGUCCAAUCGACUGGGAGGCUAAAUGAGGUUCUUUUGGACGAGAAUCUCGUGCAAACUGCCCAUCUAGCGCCCUUCUACCUUCGAGAGCAUUCAAAGCGCAUUCUUCGCGGCGCACUCUAUAAUGACAGUCGGUUCUUGGAAGAACUCAAUGUCAUGGACUACUCCCUAGUCGUUGGUGUGGAUAGUGAAAAGAAUGAAUUGGUCGUUGGCAUUGUUGAUUACAUCAGGACAUAUACAUGGGACAAGAAGCUGGAGAGUUGGGUUAAAGACUCCGCAUUCUUAGGUGGUGCCAACAAAGGCGAACCUACGAUCAUAGGCCCUAAGCAGUACAGGCAGCGAUUUUUAAGUGCCAUGGAGCGCUACUUCCCCAUUGUUCCUGAUAGAUGGAUGAAACAACACGAUGCACCUGAAGAAGAGGGCAAUGUUUUACUCGACCUCUGGCCCGACUGGUAACCCCGUGCAUCCUUUUCUCCCCAGUGAUUUCUUUCAUAGAUGGUUAUUCGCACUCGCUCGCAAUUAUUUUUUGGCACCUUGGAUCACUCAUCAUCGAACACUUUCUGUGCAGUUGUACUAUAUUGCCUCCCAUGCUUGGAGAUACCCCAAGCACCUAAUGAUACCACCUGUACAACAGUCCUCUGGAUGUAACAAUAGUCUAGACAGUCUCUAAUGUAACAGACCGAUAUUGCUAUCUCUUUAACGUCUAGAGUUUUCGCAGCUUAUUCUUCUCCUUGCUAGAGAGCGUUCUGAUCUGGUUCUUCACUUCGGAAGAGAAUUGCUCCUUCGUAGCUUUCUUGUCUGCUCGUCGGAGUUGGCGAUCGGCUUUGACUGCCUGUUUGCGCAUUUUCUUUUCCUCUUUUGCUUCGUUCUUCGGUCGAGUGAUUGUCGUGCAUGGUGCUUUCGAAGAUAUCAGAGGAGACCGUCCGCGGUAGGGUAUGAGAGAUACUUACAUGAUGAAUCUUCAUCCUCAUCGUCCGAGAUGACUGGCUUCUUCUGCAUGGAUCUCCGGUGAAUAGGCUCAUCCUCGACGAAAGGAAGGCCUGUCUUGCGAUCCAAUCGAAUCUUUGGUACUGCUCUCUCUUCGCGAGCACGAAUCAAUCGUGGAUGAUUUUCCAGAUUGCUAUAUGUCGCUGUUGUGGACAUGCCGCGUCAGCACAAGCUAUGAUGGAGACGAAACAAUUUCAACACGCACUCAAAAUGGUUUCGCAGUCCCACCUGUCCUUCUUGUCAUCCACAUCCAGCGGCAUCAGAAUGUUAUCGUCAUCCUCUUCAUCACUCUCCUCUUGAUAAAUCUUCACUUCACCGAGUGCUUUGCGAACCGUAUCCAAUUUCUCUGCUGCAGUGUCGCCGGCCAGGACAGGACGCAUCUUGCCUCCGAGGAUUUCGUAAUUGUCGAGGAACUCGUUCAUCAUCGCGUCGAAGUCUUCUCGAGAGGUUAUAAGUUCUGGUGCAGAGGCCAUGUCCGAGAGACCUUCGUCCCUUUCGUCUCCGUCCUCGUCUGAAU